UUGGAGGGAAAUAUAUUGUUUUGCUACUGUUGUGUACCGCAAUUUGCCGUGCAGCAAGUCAAAGCUUAUAAUGAGUACAGCUUCUACCUCAAACAUAGUCGUAUCGCAAGAUACACCUUCGGAACAAGAAGAAAUCCGUAAAGCUUCACGAAUGACGCUGAAGGAGGUACAAAACGUUGUCGGCACGUGGAAGGAAAACCUGCACCCAGGAAAAACUUUAUCCCUAGGCAAGGAUCUGUUGGUGUCGGCCACCAAGCAACCGAGCGAACCGAAGCGGAGCAAAAUGGUGGAACAGUUGACAAAGGCGACACAAACAACGUUCGAGGACGAACAAAACUUGGUGGCUGAGAAGCCUAACUCUGGCUACUGGCAAAAGGUGGCAGAAAAACGACGCCUUGCGCUGGAGGAAACGCUCGAUGAGAAUGCCCGCCUGCAUUUGGAGUUGAGCGAAAAGACUGACGAAGUGAACGAGCUGCAGAACGUUGUCGAGUCACUGAAGAGUUUAGUGGAAACGGUGGUAGAAAUGCUGAACGAUGAAGCUGAAGCGAAGGCAACCAAUGACACUCCUCAAGUGGACGACAGCGGCAUAGCACAUUCCUUGGUGGAUGAUGAAGCAUGUAAUUAGAAUUAGGGGGAUGUUCAGAUAUUUUUGUAUACUUUGUAAUUCCGCGACAAGCAUUAGGAAUUGAACGAGCUGCAGAGCGUUAUGAAGUCGCUGAAGAGUUAAGUGGUGGAAAUCGAAGCGGAGGCAGCCAGUGACGCUCGUCGAGAGGAGGAGAGCGGCAUUGCACAUUCCUUGGUGGAUGAUGAGACAAGUAAUUAGUAUUAAGGAAUUUUGUGUAGUUGUUUUUCAUAUGUUAAGGUUUAGUUUGUUACCACUUAGAAUGUUCGAACGAUUGCACUUAUGUUUCAACAAUUUGUCUAUCAUUUCAAUUACUGAAUAAAACACAAUAUUGGAUUUGCAUAAU
This is a messenger RNA of Anopheles moucheti, 968 nucleotides long. RefSeq names its product geminin (gene geminin). Bases 71 to 625 code for a protein of 184 amino acids. The record is from RefSeq and is a predicted model, not a curated record. Gene Ontology annotation, biological process: negative regulation of DNA replication; negative regulation of cell cycle. Gene Ontology annotation, cellular component: nucleus. Lineage: Eukaryota; Metazoa; Arthropoda; Insecta; Diptera; Culicidae. The transcript has 2 exons.